This is a messenger RNA of Epinephelus moara (kelp grouper), 1093 nucleotides long. Its product is annotated as Fc receptor-like protein 5. The transcript is spliced from 6 exons. The record is from RefSeq and is a predicted model, not a curated record. Gene Ontology annotation, biological process: cell surface receptor signaling pathway. Lineage: Eukaryota; Metazoa; Chordata; Actinopteri; Perciformes; Serranidae. Bases 3 to 821 code for a protein of 272 amino acids. Gene Ontology annotation, molecular function: transmembrane signaling receptor activity.
GGAUGGAGGAAACCUCUCUGCUGCUGCUGCUCUGUGUGACCUCACUGCUGAGCUGCACAACAAACCAAGCCUCUCUGACUGUGAGUCCCAGCAGCUCUCAGCUGUUCAAAGGACAGUCUGUCUCUCUGAGCUGUGAGGAGGACGACAGCUCUGCUGGAUGGACUCUGAGGAGGAACACAACCAGAGACACCAGAACUGAAUGUGGAGCUGACUGGGGAGAACCUGCUGGUUCUGUCUGUAACAUCGGCCUCAUCCUCCCAUGGGACAGUGGAGUUUACUGGUGUGAGUCCAGAGAGGGAGCAACCAGUAAGAGCAUCAACAUCAGUGUCACUGGUGGAUCAGUGAUCCUGCAGAGUCCUGUCCUCCCUGUGAUGGAGGGACAUGAUGUCAGUCUGCACUGUAAAACAAAGACGUCCUCCAACCUCCCAGCUGCUUUCUAUGAAGAUGGCUCCUUCAUCAGGACUGAGCCUGCAGGUCACAUGACCAUCCGCCAUGUAACCAGGUCUGAUGAAGGCCUCUACAAGUGUGACAUCACAGGUCAUGGAGAGUCUCCACCCAGCUGGCUCACUGUCACAGGUAGACCAACUGAGGCCCCGCCCACAUCUGCAGCCCCGCCCCCUGACUCAGACCACCUCCACCUGGUGGUGUUCUGUCCGUACUGCAUCUCCACUUUCAUCAUGGUGUCUUUAUAUCGACAACGACCCACAGGAAAUGACCUGCUCGUCUCCGUAGUGGUAACCCCGCCUACCCAGGCUGAGGAGGGACUGGAUGAUGACAAUGAUGAUGUCAUCACUGCUGUCACCACGGAGCAUCACUUCUGAACUGAUGUGAAUGAAGCUAAAAUGUUUCAGGUCCUUGGUAGAUGAGAAACAGUGAAGGACCCAGAACGCUUCCCUGUGGAACCCCACAUGUUGUAGUUUGACUUGUAGAUGAUGUUGAACUCAGGAUCUCUGACUCUCAUGAUUCAGGCCCCUGGACAGAUGUCCUGAUGUGUUUACUGUCGAUGAAGCAGUCGACAUGUUUUUGGUCCAAAUUAAAGCUGAUAGUUGUUCAGACUCUGCUGUGAGUCGUGUUGUUGUUCAUGUUUGUUUCA